This is a messenger RNA of Vigna radiata var. radiata (mung bean), 926 nucleotides long. RefSeq lists its product as uncharacterized. NCBI's taxonomy places the organism in Eukaryota, Viridiplantae, Streptophyta, Magnoliopsida, Fabales, Fabaceae. The record is from RefSeq and is a predicted model, not a curated record. The transcript has a single exon. Bases 8 to 475 code for a protein of 155 amino acids.
UGCUGAGAUGGCUGUUGUUGUAAAGGAGCGUGAAGGGGCAGAGAUAGUGUAUGGUUCUGAAGAGUGUUAUCGUCACUCCAUAGAGCUCUUAGAAGAGUUGGGUUUUCCAAAGGGUGUUCUUCCCCUGCAGGACUUGGUGGAGUGUGGAAGAGUCAGAGAAACUGGGUUCGUGUGGAUGAAACAGAAGGCCCCUUAUGAGCAUUUCUUUGAGGGAACCAACACCAGGGUGAGUUAUGCAGUUGAGGUCACUGGGUAUGUGGAGAAGUUUAGGAUGAAGAAAAUGACAGGCAUUAAGAGCAAGCAGAUGCUGCUGUGGGUGCCAAUAUCUGAGAUGAGCAUUGAAGAUCCUAAGGGGAAGAAGAUACUCUUUAAGACCCCUGUAGGAAUAGGAAAGUCCUUCCCUAUCAUCGCAUUCAUGACUCCAGAGGAAAAGGAAAACCACAUACUGUUGCAGAAUAAGGUGAUCGAAGAGUGAUUAUUCAUGAACUGAUAUAUGAGAUCUUCCUAAUGAAUAAUGAAUGAGCAAUGAGUAUUCAAGAAAAUUUUAUCAGUUUAAUUUCUAUGCAAUUUAUCGUUGGUAUCAAUAUGAUAAUUAUCAUAAAAAUCAUUAAUUAUAUUAUAUAUAACUGUUUGUUUGUUAUUAGAUGACAGUGUAAAAUCCUUUAUAUUCAUACUUCUGCUAUAAAUGCUAUUUGCUUUUACUAUGCAUAAACUGGUUUAUUUUCACGGGGCAUGCAAUUGUAGAUUGGGAUGUAUGUUACGAAAUGAACAUCAAGUUACUAAAUAGCAGUGUUGAAUGCAGAAUAUGGAGACACUUGAGUGAGUUAGUGUUAGACCUUUUAUGGCUGACAUACAUACUAGUGGAGUCUAAAAUGAUGUUUGAAACAGGAUUAUUUUCCAUGAAUGACAAGGUAUCUAUCUGCUAC